Messenger RNA from Glycine soja, 601 nucleotides. Its product is annotated as nodulin-16. The record is from RefSeq and is a predicted model, not a curated record. Lineage: Eukaryota; Viridiplantae; Streptophyta; Magnoliopsida; Fabales; Fabaceae. The transcript has 2 exons. Bases 69 to 398 code for a protein of 109 amino acids.
AUUGAUAGUGUAAAUAUUCCCAGUAAUUUUCUCAUCUUUCAUAUUACCAAACAUAUCUUAUUUGAAAGAUGGGUUCGAAGAUGGCUAUAGUGAUCGUAGCCUUGUUCGCCAUGCUCCUUUUCAUCUCCCCUGAGGUGGCAUGCAGGAAUUUCAAAGAGGAGCUAGGUGAGGUUGUCAAAGAGACUAAUGAGGAGAGUGAUGCCAGAUUAGCCGGUAGUAGUGGUGGUGACCUUGAUAAGUCUUAUUGUCCUGUCCACUUGCCCUUGAUGGAGUAUAGAAAGUGGAUAGGAAAUUGCCGUUGUGGCUGUUGUCAGUGGACCACAGAGCCGGAAGUUUGCCUAUAUUGCUGUCCAGAAAGUCACGUUCCUGAUCUCCCGAGCCGACCGCGAGCUUAUUAACAAUUGAGACAAUGUAUACAGUUCUACGUACUAAAUAAUAUAUUUCAUGAAUAAAAUCUGGUGUUGUAUGUGAGAGGCAUGCACAGACAGCAAGGCCUGUCUUUCUUACCACUAGAGAUAUAUUUCAAAAACAGAAAUAAUAUUGAAUAAUACGAUUGUGCCCGGCCGUGUGACUCUUACAUAUAUACCAAUUACUUUAUAUA